Penicillium manginii is the source of this 876-nucleotide messenger RNA. RefSeq names its product sulfotransferase family protein. The transcript has 4 exons. Lineage: Eukaryota; Fungi; Ascomycota; Eurotiomycetes; Eurotiales; Aspergillaceae. The record is from RefSeq and is a predicted model, not a curated record. Bases 1 to 876 code for a protein of 291 amino acids.
AUGUCUCGAAAUGUCGAUAAACUGCCCAUGCCGGCUGAAGUGAAGAAGAUGAAAGUCGUCGUCGCAAGUGCUAGCCGAACAGGUACCCUCGGCCUCUACCGCGCAAUGCAAAUCCUAGGAUACAACCCGUACCACAUGUACGAAUGCUGUCUCAUACAAGGAACACCCCAUAUGAAGACUCUCCAAGAAGCUAUCACCGCGCAGCACAACCGUUUCUCCGGAAAGCGGAAAUUCGAGAAGCCGGAUUUCGAUCGGUGGUUGGGAGAUUACGAUUGUAUUGUUGAGGUAGCAAGUUUCAUCGGCCGAGACGCGAUCAAGGCCUACGCCGCCGACCCAGAUGUCAAAUUCAUCCUCACAGAACGAAGCCCGGCGAAAUGGGCAAAGUCGGUUAACAAUACCGCGGGAGUAAUGGUACAAAUGGCACACUCGCUCCCCAUGGGUAUUCUAAAGCACUUCAAUGAAUACUUGAGCAUCUUUUUCUCGCUCAAUGUUACGGUUUAUGGUGCUUGGUCUGGUAGUACGCUUCCCGGGGAGGCGGAUAAUGAGCGAUUGUUGAGGGAGUAUUAUGUCGACUAUAUCAAUAUGGUCAAAGAGACUGUGCCUGCCAACCAGAUCUGCGUGAUUCAGCUCGAAGACGGACUCGAUUGGUCUAAAAUCUGUCCCUUUUUGGGAGUUCCUAUUCCCAAGGAGGAGUAUCCGGAUCGCAAUGAGCCAGAUAAGUUUCAGGCGAUGGUUAAGGAAGGGUUGCAGCCGCAUGUUAAUGCUGCAUUUUUGAAGGUGGGUGCCUUGGUGGUGCCGGCUCUUGGAGUUGCGGGGUGGAUGGCGAUGAAGUAUGGGCCUUCUGCCUUGAAGGCUGUUUCUUCGGCAUUUGCUUAG